Molecule: messenger RNA, 873 nt
Organism: Pseudomassariella vexata
Lineage: Eukaryota; Fungi; Ascomycota; Sordariomycetes; Amphisphaeriales; Pseudomassariaceae
Exons: 3
Coding region: 1-873 (290 amino acids)
Source: RefSeq, a predicted model, not a curated record
AUGGAUCCAAUUGGCAAGAUUGCCAUCCGCCCAUAUCUGCGGAAUGCCUUUGGCUUCUUUGAUGUAGCCGUACCAGAUGUCUACGAGGGUAACAUCCUGGCUAUUUGCCCACUGAGCAAGGAAGAGCUAGCUCUGCUACUGACGAUGAUCAACAACAUAGGCAUUGACCAGCAUAACUACAGGGCAGCUAUCAGCCCAGAGCUCUUAGAAAAGGGAGGCGAACCGAUGCUUGACUAUCGAAGUCGUAUCAUCGCCUACAAGAUGGGACUUCCACUCACUCUUACAAGCGUUACGACCAAGCCGAUCAGACUAAUGACACCAAGUAGCCAGGGUCAAAAUGGACCUGGCAAGGAAUGUGCAGUUACUAUCACUGCGGGCAAGAAUGAGUCCAUCAACGGAAGCGACGUUGAUUCGCAGGAGGCUUACAGUCAGAGCAUGCCUGACGAGCCUAGCAUGAAUGGGACGGCCGAGCACUACAAAAACACGUUGGCUGGAAAUCCAGCUAUUGAUGCUACUAAGCUGUCCACAAUCACGAGUCUUGUCCGUCUCCCACGUGCGCACGAAUGGACCAUGUUCCUCUGGAAUACGCGAGUCUUCGAGCCGAUCCUCCUCAUGGCCCAGAACCCCACUAAAUUCGCCGAAGUCUAUGACCCCAACGGACUUCUAGACGUUUUCUUCGAGCUCCUGGCUCAGUGGGCAGACUUAUACUUCGAGUGGAAGCCUCAACAAGACCACAUCGAGAAAGAACUAGCCAAGGCGUGGAUGGAGAUGCUCGAGCGGGGGAGCACCAGCGACUGCGAGGAGGAACCCGACAACCUGAAAGAUAAGGACUAUGAGUAUAUAGAGGUGGAUGUCGCAGACGACGAUGACUAA